Spinacia oleracea (spinach) is the source of this 2158-nucleotide messenger RNA. RefSeq lists its product as uncharacterized. Gene Ontology annotation, molecular function: protein-lysine N-methyltransferase activity. NCBI's taxonomy places the organism in Eukaryota, Viridiplantae, Streptophyta, Magnoliopsida, Caryophyllales, Amaranthaceae. The transcript is spliced from 16 exons. The record is from RefSeq and is a predicted model, not a curated record. Bases 193 to 1794 code for a protein of 533 amino acids. Gene Ontology annotation, biological process: peptidyl-lysine monomethylation.
UCAGUCUGCAAGUUCAAUUUAGAUUUUAAAGCCCAAGUGGUUGAUGCAAGCGAGCAAACAUGUCCGGAUACAGAGGAAACAAAAACUUGUUCUCCCUAAUAAUCGUUUCCUAGGAAUUUACAGUACGGAAGUGUUAAACCCUUCAGUUGACAUCUAAAACCUCAGUUCGAUUUGAACUCGGACCUCGUGGAAAUGGUAACCGAAGCAGAGACAAAGCUUCAAUUAUUUCUCCAAUGGCUUCAGGUAAAUGGAGUGGAGCUACGAGGUUGCAACAUCAAAUACUGCGAUUCUAGUAAAGGGUUUGGUCUAUUUUCCUCUAUUAAUGUUCCUGAUGGGGUUUUGCUGGUUGUGCCUCUUGAUUUGGCUAUAACCCCCAUGAGAGUUUUGCAAGACCCUUUAGUGGGACCACCAUGUAGAGCAAUGCUGGAGGAAGGUGAAGUGGAUGAUAGGUUCUUGAUCAUAUUGUUCCUGACUGUCGAACGUCUCCGUAGUAAUUCGACAUGGAAACCGUACCUUGAUAUGAUUCCUAGCUCCUUUGGAAACCCACUUUGGUUCACUGAAGAUGAGUUUCAGGAACUGAAAGGGACUACUGUUUAUCGAGCCAGCACGUUGCAAAAAAAGAGCUUGCAAGCUAUCUUUGAGGAAAAGGUCAAGGAUCUGGUAAAGAAACUUCUGAUUAUGAAUGGAGACUCAGAAAGAGAGGUGGCUUUUGAAGACUUUCUAUGGGCUAAUUCUGUCUUCUGGACUCGUGCUCUGAACAUUCCUCUUCCACGAACUUAUGUAUUUCCUGAAGGAUCCGAGAUUCCUGCAGUUGAUAGCAUUUCCAAUGGGGUAAAUAUUACCUCUAUGGAAGGAGAGACCCUAUGGGUUGAAGGACUUGUUCCAGGAAUCGACUUCUGCAACCAUGCUAUAAAAGCUGCAACAACAUGGGAAGUUGAUAGCACUGGAUCCACCUCCGGAGUUCCCCUCUCAAUGUAUCUUCUGUCUGUAAAUCAAGGUCCUUCUAAUAUUCAGAAAGAGAUAACUAUCAGCUAUGGCAACAAAGGGAAUGAGGAGCUGCUUUAUCUAUAUGGAUUUGUUAUUGAAGAUAAUCCAGAUGAUUUUCUGAUGGUGCAUUAUCCAACAGAGGCUCUUCAAAGUGUUUCAUUUUCAGACUCCAAAACACAACUCCUCCAAGCACAGAAAUCUGAAUUACGGUGUCUGCUACCUAAAAGCUUGCUGGAUCGCGGUUUUUUCCCGAACUCAUCCUCAGAAAGCAAGAACGUUCAAGAAUGUGCCAAGGACAAGGGCCCCAAUUAUAGUUGGAGUGGCCAGCGGAAAACCCCUUCAUAUGUGAAUAAACUUGUUUUCCCUGAGGAUUUUUUGACUUCCUUGCGGACUGUUUCCAUGCAGGAGAAAGAACUUUUCAAUGUUCAAUCAUUGCUUGAAGAGCUUGUUGGAACUGAAGGGGAGAGGGAGCCGUCAGACGCUGAAGUUCGAGCAGCUGUAUGGGAAGCUUGCGGUGAUUCUGGAGCUUUGCAACUUCUUGUUGAUCUUCUGAAUACAAAGUUGAUUGAUCUUGAAGAGGGUUCGGGUACAGAAGAGUCUGACUCCAAACUACUUGAUAAAACUUGUAUCAGAGAUAGCCCUGCUUUUUCCAUAAGUUUGAGCAACGCAGAGUCUAGCACGGUUGAGGUGAUGAGCAAAAACAGGUGGGCGAGUAUAGUCUAUCGUCGAGGACAAAAGCAACUAACCCGUAUGUUCCUACGUGAAGCCGAACAUGCCUUGCAACUAUGCUUGAAGGAAGAGUGCUAGAACUUCCCUAAGACCCUAUCCUAUACAACAUCAAACAGCAUAAAUCUUUGCACCCCAUUUUACCCUGUAAGUUUUACGUCUUAUGUUAUUCAUUUUCGGGGUAUAUGUUAGUCAAGAAGCUAUAGUCAAGAUCAAUGGCUGCAUAUUUAUCUUGAAUCCUGGAGCCGGAGGAGCUCAAAUCUGCAGAGCUUCAUAUGUUUAUUUUAGGUUUUGCCUUUGGAUUAUAGUUUGUUUUUAUCUUGGAAAAUUAAGCAUUCAUGCAACAUAGUCGGGCUGAGUCCUUAUUCAAAUGUUCUUGCACAUAUAAGGUGUAUAAUAAAUUUAUUAUACACUAGUAUAACAUUUAUUCAUUUUUUUCUUAUAA